Plodia interpunctella (Indianmeal moth) is the source of this 1998-nucleotide messenger RNA. It is a transcript of the gene barc, whose product is annotated as barricade. Gene Ontology annotation, molecular function: RNA binding. Gene Ontology annotation, cellular component: U2-type spliceosomal complex; U2 snRNP. Bases 220 to 1863 code for a protein of 547 amino acids. Gene Ontology annotation, biological process: mRNA splicing, via spliceosome. The transcript has a single exon. The record is from RefSeq and is a predicted model, not a curated record. Lineage: Eukaryota; Metazoa; Arthropoda; Insecta; Lepidoptera; Pyralidae.
GGAUACAAACUUUACAAAGAAACGUAAAAAAUAUCAUUACGUCAAGUCAAUGUCAAAUUGAAUUGAUAAGGCAGGCAGGGCAGCCAAGAAGGAAGAAUCAAUGAAUGUUUAUUUAUAUUUGUUUAUAAAUGAAAUAAGAUUCAAUAUAAGCGUUUAGAUAAACUUCCAUUUAUGACAAGUUUUCAAAUUCUUAUAUUAUAAAGGUAAUGUUAUAAAAAUAUGUCUAGAAACUCAAGGUCAGGAUUUGUUAUCAAACUUUCUUGUGAAACUGUUCAAAAAUUGGCCGAGGAAGAAGAACAAGCAAAAAUCAAGAAGGAAGAAGAAUCUUUUGAAGAAAUUGAUAAAAUCGACAAGAAAGAACAUGAAACAAACACGGAAAAAAAAGAUUUUGAGGUUAGAACUAAAGACACAUCAGAAAAACAAGAUGACAAACAGAUUACAGAUAGUGCUCAAAGUAAAAAAGAUCCUAUAGAAGACAUCGUUGAAAAGUCCGGGGAUAACAAAAAUCCUAUUAAAAAAUCAGAUUCAAACACAGAGAACAGUUCUUGGGGUGAUUACGCUCCAUACAUUUCUUAUGAAGGUGAAGAAGCAAUUUAUACAGAUCCAUCAACUCAACAUAAGUAUACAUGGAGCACAGAAAGUAAUUCUUGGAUUCCAAAAUCUGGUCAAGAAGUUCCAGGCAGAGUCUAUAGUUAUGAGGAUGAUACACAUAUUUACACUGAGGCAGAUGGUUCCAAAUGUUUUUGGGAUAAUGACAAGAAGGCAUGGAUACCGAAAGUUGAUGAUGAUUUUUUAGCUUAUUAUCAAAUGUCAUAUGGAUUUGUUGAUAAUACACAGAAAAGUAGUGAUACCGAAAAGCAGGAAUCAUCAAAGAAUAGAGAUGAGAAAAAAUCAGAAACACCAGGGGUUAAAAGAAAAAAUGAGCCACAAUGGUUUCAGCCUUCAGAAGAGACAAACACUAAAGUAUAUGUUUCAAAUCUCCCUUUAGAUUUGACUGAAGAAGAAUUUGUUAAUUUCAUGCAAAAAUGUGGUCUUGUUGAGCGAGAUCCAAGCUCACAGAAGAUGAAAGUAAAACUUUAUAUGGAUAAAGAGCAGAACUGUUUCAAAGGAGAUGCCCUAUGUACAUAUAUCAAGAUAGAAUCUGUUGAUUUGGCACUAAAAUUAUUAGAUGGAAGUGACCUCAAAGGAAACAAAGUCAAAGUGGAAAGAGCCCAUUUUCAACUAAAAGGAGAAUAUAACCCAGCGUUAAAACCUAAGAAGAAAAAGAAGAAAGAGCUGGAGAAAAUAAAGAAAAUGCAACAGAAGUUAUUUGAUUGGAGACCAGAGAAGAUUGUGGGUGAACGGUCAAAGCAUGAAAGAGUUGUGAUUGUUAAAAAUUUGUUUCACCCUACAGACUUUGAUAAGGAUGUUCAGCUUAUACUUGACUACCAGCAAGAUCUUCGAGAGGAGUGUUCUAAGAGUGGGGAAGUACGCAAAGUGGUGAUCUACGACAGACAUCCCGAGGGUGUAGCCCAGAUCACAAUGAAAGAGCCAGAAAUGGCAGAUGCUGUCGUGGAACUUAUCAAUGGGAGAUGGUUUGGGAAAAGGCAAAUUACAGCUGAAAUAUGGGAUGGCAGAACCAAGUUCAGGAUUGCAGAGACUGAUGCUGAUAUCAGUAAGAGGAUAGACGGAUGGGAUAAGUUCUUGGAUGGAAAGGAAGAUACUGAUAAGUCUAUCGACAAGACAGAUAAACAUAAGACAGUUGUGAGUGCUGAAGAUGUAACAAGUACUAACAUUUCGAAUAACCCAGAUAAUACAGGUGAAGAAAAGAUUGCAGCUCAAGAAACAAAAACCACAGAAGGAAAAGUGAAUGAAGUUUCAUAAGUAUUCAUUAAUUAAAUCACACGCUUUAUGCCAGCACUAAAAAUUUGUAUUAGUGAUGGCCACACAAAACAUAAGUGAUUAAUUAUUUUUUAAGUAAAUGUGGUAUAUUGAAUUAAAAUAAAGUAUUGAAAUCUG